Molecule: messenger RNA, 1770 nt
Organism: Alternaria atra
Lineage: Eukaryota; Fungi; Ascomycota; Dothideomycetes; Pleosporales; Pleosporaceae
Exons: 3
Coding region: 1-1770 (589 amino acids)
Biological process (GO): amino acid transmembrane export from vacuole
Source: RefSeq, a predicted model, not a curated record
AUGUCGUUCGACUUAGACGAUGAUGACACGCUCAUAUCGAGUCCACGCAUCGAUAGAUAUGAAGGCGAAGAUACCAGUCCCACCACCGACCGCGAAUUGAAAGCUUGGUAUGCUUAUCCAAUUGCGGCCGAAGUCUUCGCUGUGGUCGCAGUAGGGGCCUUCCUCCCCGUCAUCCUCGAGCAGCUCGCGCGAGAAAAUGGCGUUUUCUUCUCCGAUCAUUCCAAACCGUGUGUUGAUCAUUCCGCAUCCGGAAGACUCCGGAUACGCGACGAUGCAGGCCAGAAAGCUGGAGGGGGAGACUCUGAGCAAUGCAUGGUAAGGUACCUGGGGAGAGACAUGUCGACGAGCAGUUUUGCCAUGUAUACUUUCUCUACGGCUGUGUUGCUCCAGGCUGUAGUCUUGAUAUGUUUUAGUUCCUUCGCCGAUCACGGCCCAUACCGCAAGAAGAUGCUCAUGUUCACAUCAUACAUGGGCGCCCUGGCAAGCUGUCUGUUCAUCUUCAUCUCCCCAUCACUUUACUACCUGGCUCCAGUCCUAGUACUUGUUGGAGUUUCAAGUCUAGGCUGUUCAUUUGUCCUGCUAAACGCUUUCUUACCACUACUCGUCGCCAACCAUCCAGACAACAACACAGCCGGGAAAUCGCUUUCGUCCGACUCAGCCUCAGACGUCGAGCUAGAAUCCCUAAACCCCAUCAACGGACCUUCUUCGUCUGCCCACCACCAUUUCGAUCCGGAUCGAUUGAAGCGAGAUCUAGAACGAAGCGCGCAAAUCUCAAGUAAAGGCGUGGGGUAUGGUUACAUGUCCGCUGUUUUCGUCCAGGUAGUGGCCAUUUUGAUCAUCUACCUUUUCAGCAAAACCAGCCUUUCGAAAACCUCUCCUAGUCUCUCCAUUCGGGUAAUCCUCUUCAUGGUCGGCUUGUGGUGGGCCAUCUUCUCCAUCCCGACGCUAUUGUGGCUACGUCCGAGACCAGGUCCACCAUUACCCACACAGGAUAACCAGGGUUUUGCCGGAAGGAAGUCAUCAUCAAGGCUGAGAACGUUCUUGUUCUACACGUCCUUCUCUUUACGUAGCUUCUACAGGACACUUAAGAGAGCGAUCAAAUUACGACAGACGCUACUUUUUCUGAUAUCAUGGUUCCUGCUGUCAGAUGCUGUGGCAACGAUAUCCGGGACUGCUGUUCUCUUCGCACGUACGGAGUUGCAUAUGGGCACCAUCGCUAUCGCGCUGCUCUCCAUAACAUCCAUCGGAUCUGGCAUCGUAGGCGCAUUUGCAUGGCCUCGUGUACAGCGGCACUAUGGUCUACAGCCCAAGACUGUACUACUGUGUUGUGUAGCGGGCAUGGAAAUCAUCCCUUUGUACGGGUUACUCGGGUUCAUCCCUGCGUUCAAGAGCUUGGGAUUCAUUGGUCUACAGAAAGCAUGGGAGAUUUAUCCCAUCGCUGUCAUCCAUGGGAUAGUCAUGGGUGGAAUAUCGUCGUAUGCGCGAUCGGUCUACGCUCCCUUGAUACCCGAGGGCAGUGAGGCCGCGUUCUUUGCGCUAUAUGCUGUUACAGACAAGGGUAGCAGUGCGUUUGGGCCAGCUCUUGUAGGUUGGAUUGUUGAUCAGGCGGGUACAAUACGCCCGGCUUUCAUCUUCCUGUCGGUCCUGGUACUCCUGCCUGCACCAUUGUUGUGGCGUUUAGAUGUAGAGAAGGGGAGGGACGAUGCGCGUGCCAUGGCAGACGGAGAUAUGAAGGGACGGGGGAUGUACGAGAGAGUUCGUGAAGAAUAA